AUAAGAUAGGCAAUGGCGGGAGAAGAGGGGAGGUUCGCUGUCCUGAAAGGGGCGGGAAUGGUUGAUGUAAAAUAUUGACCAUUCAUACAAGGAUAUAUCUUGAUGAGCAGCCUCGUUGUCGAAUGGAAUGAAGUAUAAAGGUUCCCGCCUCACGUAACCUAUAGGUCCCACCCCAGCACGCUUACCAGCGCACUCGCUAGCCAAUAGGAUACCUACACCGGAGGCGGUGGGCGGUCAUGGCGUCGUUGCUAAGGAGGCGUCGUUGCUAAGGUAGCAGCAGUGAAGGAGGGGAAGCUCUGGAUACGGAUCCCGACUCCUCCUGGGUCUCCACUGCGAUCAUGGUCAAGCUGGCAGCCAAGUGCAUAAUGGCAGGAGAUGCCACUGUCGGGAAGAGCACCCUGGCUCAGAUGUUCCGCAGUGAUGGGGCUCAUUUCCAGAAGAACUACACAUUGACCACGGGGGUGGAUUUGCUGGUGAAGUCCUUGGCGGUUCCUGACACAAAUGACAGUGUGGAACUCUUCAUCUUUGAUUCUGCUGGCAAGGAGCUGUUUUCAGAAAUGUUGGAGAAGCUGUGGGAACACCCCAAUCUCUUGUGCCUUGUGUUUGACGUGACCAACGAGCAGUCUUUCAGUAACUGUGCCAAGUGGCUCGAGAGGAUACGGUCCCAGCUGCAAGGCACUUGUCUUCCAGGUGUAUUAGUGGGGAAUAAGACUGACCUGGCUGGCAGGCGAGUGGUGGAAGAGAGUCGAGCCCGAGAAUGGGCUGGAAGCCACAGCCUGGAAUAUUUUGAAACUUCUGCUAAGGAGAUGGAGAACUUUGAAGCCCCUUUCCGCUGUUUGGCCAAAUUGUUCUACCAGCUAUACCGGGAGAGAGUGGAGCUCUUUCAGUCACUGGUGUGAGCACCUCUGCAGGCCUCCGUCCUCAGCCAGCAAGAGAAGUAGGCCUGUGCAGUCAGGAGACUGAUCCACCUGUGUAUAGAGAACUUUCGAAAAUAAAUUUCCAACCAGGACUUUUUUUGCAA
Molecule: messenger RNA, 1021 nt
Organism: Monodelphis domestica (gray short-tailed opossum)
Lineage: Eukaryota; Metazoa; Chordata; Mammalia; Didelphimorphia; Didelphidae
Gene: IFT27
Product: intraflagellar transport 27
Molecular function (GO): GTPase activity; GTP binding
Source: RefSeq, a predicted model, not a curated record